Amoebophrya sp. A25 is the source of this 188-nucleotide messenger RNA. The record is from the annotation of a GenBank genome assembly. NCBI's taxonomy places the organism in Eukaryota, Dinophyceae, Syndiniales, Amoebophryaceae.
CGAGCAUGUCCUUCUUGUUCAUUCUCACGAGGUGUCUUGUCAGAGAACAACGCAAAAACGCGUUUCUGUUUCAGAGUGGUGAUUUUUCCUGGAGUGACAAACUUAGUGAGACGAGAGAGAAAAACUAAAAGGGAUUGAAGAUGAAAAGAGUCUUAUUAAAUACUAUUUACCAAGAAUGAAGAUCAAUA